AUGCAUGCGACUUCAGUGAUGCACGCGCGCCCUUUUGGUGCCGUACUCUUCCGAGGCCUCGGGGUGGCGGAUGUGGUGGCCCUCGAUGAACUGAUCGACCACCUGACCGCCGCGCGCGCCUCGGGCUCCUUUCCCGAGGCCGUGGCCAAAAACCUGCUGAGCUUCGACCGUGGGUUCUGGCUGCGCCUGGCCGCCCGCAGGGACACUGCCAGCAGCGAGGCAGAGGCCGAGAGUCUGACCCAGCUGGCCUCGGACGUGAUGCUGCUGGUGGACGAGAUGGUGAAGGAAAGCGAGAGCCAGGUGCAGCGCUCAUCCCGACUCCUGCAACGGGUCCUAGAGGCGGGGGCGGACGGCGACUCGGGGCAGUGGCAGCUGCCGUUGAGUACCGACAAGAGACGGGCCAUGCGGGGGGUGAUGGCGGUGCACUCUACCCAACUGGACGAGGCAUUCGUCACCUCGGCCAUGGCCUGGAUCCGGAAGUCUGAGUCUGACAGCAUAGAGGGCAUGGCGCUGCUGCUGCGCAAGGUCCUGCAAAUGUUUGCUGGCUGCUCCCUGCUGGACAUUCAGCCUGGCGGCCAGGGCCGGCCAGGCGUGAUGGAUGCCUUCCUUGAAGCAGAUGAGGAGCAGUGGACAAGCAUGCUGCAGGACAUGGCUGGGAAGCAGGGAUCGAGCGGUGCAGAGCUGCUCCAAGGCAUCCAGGUGAUGAUGGAGCAUGUGGCUCUGCAGGGCGCGGCCGGCUCUCAGGCACAGCGGGUCCAGAUUGAAUAUCUCAACGAACUGAAGACGCGUGCUCUCAAUGCAUUCAGCAAUGCUCAGGGUACAGACACUGCCGGAGCAACAUGA
Molecule: messenger RNA, 843 nt
Organism: Auxenochlorella protothecoides
Lineage: Eukaryota; Viridiplantae; Chlorophyta; Trebouxiophyceae; Chlorellales; Chlorellaceae
Exons: 4
Coding region: 1-843 (280 amino acids)
Source: RefSeq, a predicted model, not a curated record